AUGACCCCAAAUAAGUGGAUGACGAAGCUCUAUCAGGCAUUUUCUAAAUAUAAACUCACUAUUUACAUGUUUGGCGAUACUAACCAAUGUGACCCAGUUGAGCCCACGGAUAUGUUUUACGAUUAUUUCAAAUCGGUGCCAAUAACUGAGAUGUGUCCACGACGGGUUGAAAUGAAGUAUAUAGAGGAAUAUGCUCGAUACGACCCACAAACACGGGAUCUGUUAACCAAGUUUCUCAAGAGUGGUAGUAUCAAACACCAAUUUCAACCACCACAAGAUAGUUACUAUAAUAUUUGCUAUCUGAAUAAAACAAGGCGGCAUGUCACGCAAGAAUGCUGUAAUAGAUUUACUGAAAAUAAAGAAUAUUAUGAGAUCGAUUUUAAGUAUCAAGGACACCGGGAAAAGUAUAAAGUAACAACCAGAAUGCCAAUGUUAGUGACACAAAAUAUGCGCAAUAAAGAUAUGUUUAAUAUGGAGCAGUACAACAUUGACAAUGUUGAGGAAAAUGAAGACGGUAAUCUCAAUUUUAUUCUUAAUGGUACAAUAUUCAGUCACAGUGACUUUUGCGAAUCUUUUAUACCAUCAUUUUGUGUUAAAGUGUAUAAAUAUCAGGGAGGAACAAUAAGCACCCCAUAUAAUAUUUAUGAUGUGGAGAAAAUGGACAAGAAACAACUCUAUACUGCGUUAUCCACAACAACUGAAUUGAAUCACAUCCAUCUCGAUACAACAAAAUUGAACCCCAAAUACGAAAUCAGAAUGCCGCCGCUAACUGUUACAGUAAAUAGUUACUUCAAUGACGACUACCAUAGUGGGCAAAUAUAUAAGAUCACAUUCGAACACAACAAUAAAUUGUAUAUUGGUAGCUCUAUCAGAAAUGUACAAGAACUGCUUAAUGAACAUGUGACCACAAAAUCAAGUGCAAUAUAUCAAUACAAGGGUGACAAUCCAACGAUCACACCAAUGAUACGCGCACCUUGUAAGGAUCGUCAAGAAUUAAACAGAGUGGAAGCCGAAUGUAUCAGAUAUUAUAGUGUAAAAUAUGGGGACCGUUUACUCAACAAACAAUCAGUCCCUAAACAGACGGUCAAAAUUGAAUACAAACAUCAAGCGCAAAUCGAGACAGAAAAUCAAUUGCGCGACCGUCUGCGCCAGAAAUUUGGUGAUAAACUCAAAAUCAAGGAUGAUCCCAUGAAUAAGCUACUAUACUACGAUGUUAAGAUUGAUGGCAAACGUUAUAGAUCAGUUGCUAAAUACAAAAAACAGAUCAAAGAGGAAGCAUUGACAAAGAUUACCGCUAAGCAACAACAAUUGAUCGGUGACUUGACAAUCCAAUGGGAAUAA
Messenger RNA from Porites lobata, 1341 nucleotides. The record is from the annotation of a GenBank genome assembly. Lineage: Eukaryota; Metazoa; Cnidaria; Anthozoa; Scleractinia; Poritidae.